AUGUCUUCACCGGGCAUGCACCACUACCCCAACGCACAAAAGGAGUUCAAGCCCCCGCUCAUCGCGAACGAAAAUGCAUACCUAGGCGACGUCUUCUCGAGCGAUAAGAUCAAUCCCGACAAGCCCAUAUCAGCAGGGUUCUACCGACUCGAGAAAGGCACACCCCUCGUAUACACCUACACAUACGACGAGAUGAAGAUUAUCGUCGAGGGCUCGUUCCACAUCUCCGACGAAUCGGGCAAGAAAGUCCAUGCGAAACCCGGCGACGUUUUCUUCUUCCCCAAUGGAAGCAAGAUCACGUUUACGACGGAUGACUAUGGGUUGGCGUUCUUCACGGGUCAGAGGAAGGAAGGUGCUUCGUAG
Molecule: messenger RNA, 363 nt
Organism: Paraphaeosphaeria sporulosa
Lineage: Eukaryota; Fungi; Ascomycota; Dothideomycetes; Pleosporales; Didymosphaeriaceae
Exons: 3
Coding region: 1-363 (120 amino acids)
Source: RefSeq, a predicted model, not a curated record